Molecule: messenger RNA, 899 nt
Organism: Cyprinodon variegatus (sheepshead minnow)
Lineage: Eukaryota; Metazoa; Chordata; Actinopteri; Cyprinodontiformes; Cyprinodontidae
Exons: 5
Coding region: 89-847 (252 amino acids)
Source: RefSeq, a predicted model, not a curated record
AUUGUUGGGACUUUGGUCCUUUUCUUUCCACUGCAGGUUAACUUGGGGAGAGUUCCUCAUUACAAAGCUGACUACAGACGUAGACGCCAUGAUCCGAAUUUCUUUCAUAUUCAGCGUUUUGCUGAUAUUCAGUGCUAAUGCAAAGCCAAUGAAAAAAAUGUCAGACGAACUCUUGAAGAAAAUGGUUGUGUCCCUUGAUGAAAAAGGGAAAAUGGCCUGGGGAGCUGAGGUGGAGCCUCCAGAGGACAUGGAUGGUAUUCAUUAUGAGAUUGACCCCAGUAUGAAGAUCUGGAAAAACAUGAAGAUCAGCGAACAUCACCUGAAGCCUGAGGAGGAUCUGGAUGAGAUGUACCAUCCUUCAACUCUUGACCUUCAAUCUCAGAUCAGAAAAUUUGAACAAAAAGCUGAAAAGAAGAAUGAGCACCAGCAUUCACCUGCAAAGAUGGAGCAAAUGAGGGAGGUGAGAAUUCAUCUUCAGCCUGAGGAAGACAUGGAUGACCUUCACCACAAAGAUCUCCUCCUACCAGCACUUAAACCAGGCCUGGUUCGCGCUGCUGUUGAUUUGCCAUCUCAACGAAAGUACUUGAAGCCAGAGGAGGACCUGGAUGAUCUUUAUCAUAGAAAACUCCUCCUCCCAGUGGUUCAACAAGAGGUCCGUGAAGCUCCUGCUGUCCUUCCUUCUCAAAGGAAGUACACCAAGCCAGAGGAGGACCUGGAUGAUCUUUAUCAUAGAAAACUCCUCCUCCCAGUGGUUCAACAAGAGGUCCGUGAAGCUCCUGCUGUCCUUCCUUCUCAAAGGAAGUACACCAAGCCAGAGGAGGAUCUGGAUGGACUCUACCACCAGUGAUUCAGGAUUAAACAUUUAUUGCAAACAUGUCAGAUGCAAUACAUACAUGUGG